GUACGGCGUGACCCUGACUGGGGAAAUCUUGACGACAAAUAAUCUGAGCCUUUGCUCUUUUGGCUUCAGCACCGUCAAACCACCAUCAAAACUCCCAAAUGGCAAAUGUAUAGACUGCAGUUCAAGGGUCUAAUGCGCAAUGGCCGUUCGUCAGCUGUUGUCACUGUGGUAAAUCUGCAGCAAAUCCGUCAAAAAGGUCCAGAUCUUCUCUUUACAUGUACUUAACAAUUCGACCAUUAAAAACAUUUCUUUAUACACAGCCCACACGUUUAAAUUGGCCCUCACUUUGUUUGUACACCCAAGAUACACGAUCUUCGGGCUAUAAAACUGACGCGUCACUGCAAGGCCAAACCAACUUGACUUCAUUCCUGACAUACAGUGGCAUGGCGUGGCGCAAUCCAUAGCUUUAACAAAGCCACAGUUGACUGUAUCUCCAAAGAUAGCUGCGUUACGCAUGUGGAACCUUUUGUUUCUGCUUAAACUCCGGUUUAGUCGACUUCAGAACUACAGGAUGGCCACGUUACAUUAGAGCACAACGUCUGCCAUCUGCGAAUACCACUGCAAAACAGGUCAACUCACUUUAAUGAGCUGUCUUUACCAAUGUGUGUUAGAGGAAAGGUAACCAGGCAGGGAAAAUCAUCUUGACAUCUGCAUCUUUCACGUGUUCUCCACCCCAACCAUGAGGGACAGACUGGGCCACCUGCAUGAGAUGUCCAACGGCCAUGUGGAGCCAAUGGAGUAUUCUGAGUCCAAUGUCUCUCACUCAUUCAGUAAUGUUGACCUGGAGGAGGAGUUGUCCCAUGAGGCAGUUGUGUUUGACAACAGCCCUGCUCUGGAGGAGGUCUUUUCUCAGACACAAGAUAUCCAAAGAGAGAUCCAAUUAAUUCGUCUAGAUAUUAAAAGGAUGCGUGAGCAGAACUCUCGCAUGCUCCAGGGUGUCACCACCAUGAGUACCAUUAAAAGGGAUUCUAACGUCAUUGGUGCUGAUAUAAAGGCUCGGGCUGAAGGUGUGCUAGCACGCCUGCGUGACAUGGACAGCACAACUCAUAAGCUGGAAGAAGCACAUGGCUCAAAUUCUGCCAUCACACGUAUCGCUAGAACCCAAUAUGCUUGUCUCAGCAAUGGUUUUCGCGAUACCAUGUUUGAAUAUAAUGAGGCUGAGAUGAGCCAUCGUGAGAACUGUAAAGCCCAGAUCCAAAGGCAGAUGGAGAUAGUGGGGCGUGAGGUGACAGGAGACGAAGUGGAGGAUAUGAUUGAGACGGGUCAGUGGAACAUCUUUAAUGACAACAUUGUGGCUGAAGGUAAAACUACAAGAUCAGCUCUGUUCCAGAUUGAGAAACGCCACCAAGAGUUGGUGGACCUGGAGGCGCGUAUCAAGGGCAUCCAUGAGAUUUUUCUAGACAUUGCCCUGCUGGUGGAGGAGCAGGGUCCUAUGCUGAACGCUGUUCAAACCAACGUCCAGAAAACUGAUGAAGGUAUACAGGAGGCCAUUGUCAAACUCGGUAGGGCCAAGCGUUAUGACAAAAGCAACCCCUUUAAAAAAAUGUGUUGCAGCUGCUUCCCAUGCUACAAGUAAUGACAAGAGCGCAGAGUACCUUUUUCCACGAAGUAAAAAAGGGUUUGACAAACGUGAAAACUAUUUGUGUCUAGAUGGAGAAACAAAAAUAAAUGGGUAAAAUAUUUAAAAUUUGUAUUAAAGUAAUCUGUUGAUGUCUGUAAUGUUUGUUCAAAGGUUUGAGACAGGUAUCUUAAAUCAGGUAUGAAGCAGACAUGAAAGAAAUAGUAUUUGGAAAUAUGUUUUUGUAGCUUGCUGAGCUUCCACAUUGGUGUGAUUUGCCAAAUAACACUGAUAAUAACAAAUUAUUCUGAAGACAUGAUACAUGUUUGUUCUGGCCAGCCUGCCUUAUACAGCGUGUCCUGUAAACUAUGAUAGUAAACCCUAAAGAAAUAUUACUACAUGGAAGUUUAGUUCUUAUGUAACUUUUUUUUUUCAAAUGUCUGACAAAUAUGUCGCUACGUGUCAAUGUACAGGAAAAAACUGAUGUCCUAGUUGAAUGAAAGGACAAUGUUUUAGAAAUUGUAAUUAAGCUGCUCUUGAUUUAGGCCAAAAUAUUUUCUGCAUUAUGAAAUGAAUGGUUGAUAGUAAAUUGUCAGUGUUCAGCCUAAUGCACAAUGCUUUCAUUAUUAUUUUUUUUAUGUUUGUCUCUUCUGAGGACACAAGUAACUGAGAAUUGACAACAUUCUGACUAGGAUUUAAUGUUCUGAUAUUAUGAAGGGAAUCACAGAUGAUAUUUUGUGAUGUACAAUAAUCUGUUACUUUCUUGCCUUUGUGUAACUUUAUAUAUAAACUACUAUUGUUGUCUUCAUUCUUGUGAUGUUAUGUAUCAUAUAUUAUUAAAAUACAGCACGAGUCUGAGCGUAU
This is a messenger RNA of Monopterus albus (swamp eel), 2422 nucleotides long. RefSeq names its product syntaxin 11b, tandem duplicate 1 (gene stx11b.1). Gene Ontology annotation, molecular function: SNARE binding; SNAP receptor activity. NCBI's taxonomy places the organism in Eukaryota, Metazoa, Chordata, Actinopteri, Synbranchiformes, Synbranchidae. The coding region runs from base 680 to 1576 and encodes 298 amino acids. Gene Ontology annotation, cellular component: endomembrane system; plasma membrane; synaptic vesicle. Gene Ontology annotation, biological process: synaptic vesicle fusion to presynaptic active zone membrane; exocytosis; intracellular protein transport. The transcript is spliced from 2 exons. The record is from RefSeq and is a predicted model, not a curated record.